Messenger RNA from Hypomesus transpacificus, 2337 nucleotides. It is a transcript of the gene tgfb2, whose product is annotated as transforming growth factor, beta 2. Lineage: Eukaryota; Metazoa; Chordata; Actinopteri; Osmeriformes; Osmeridae. The record is from RefSeq and is a predicted model, not a curated record. Gene Ontology annotation, biological process: BMP signaling pathway; SMAD protein signal transduction; regulation of cell population proliferation. Gene Ontology annotation, cellular component: extracellular region. Bases 1025 to 2260 code for a protein of 411 amino acids. Gene Ontology annotation, molecular function: cytokine activity; type II transforming growth factor beta receptor binding; type III transforming growth factor beta receptor binding. The transcript has 7 exons.
GUCCGAAAGUGACUAAAUUGACCACAGCUUCAAAUUGUAGAAGGGGGAGCACGAGGCUGAGUUAGUCUCGUAUAACCCACACCCUACCUAACCCUAGCGGGGCUGAGUUAGUCUCUUAUAACCCACACCCUACCUAACCUUAACUUUUAUAACUAUUCUGCAAGCGGCCGUGCGUUGAUGCUGUCCCCUGGCGUGCGUAACGCAGAGGACCAUAUCGUAACCGAUUUUUAGUGAGGGGAAAGAAGGACACGGGGAAGCUCUGUUAACUCGUUAUAGUUUUUGGGAUACUUCUCGAUAAUAGUCAACUUACUUCGAUUUUUUUACACCUUGUUUUCACUGUCCUGCAAUAGACUGAGACGCAUAUGUUAAAAACACAGUUACGUUUUCUCUUCCAAAUCGACUCGCUUCUCGUGCCAGGACGGGUUAACCUUCUUCGUCAGGGAAGUCAAUGCACAGUUCAUCAGGAUUUUAAAUCUCCCUUCACACAGAAAAAUCAAACACGGACUUGUGUCGAGCGCGGAACUGGCCACAGUUGGGAAGCACAGCGUUCUGAUGCGGGGCGCAAACCCGCGGCACGCUUUACGUCUGUGUUGUUCGGCUGGAUAUAGCGAACUCGUUAGUUUUAUGUUGUUGUUCUUCAAAUAAUUGUUGUGCUUAAUUUGAGAGCGGUUUAGUGGGCGUUUGGUUAGCUUUACGCACUAGUUGUUGGGGCAUUUAUUAUGAAGUUAUAGGGAAUGUCAUAUUACUGCUUCCCCCUGCGGCGCCUUUAUAACGGAUUAUACAGAUCAUUUCGCUUUCAAGGUACAUUAAUGGAUUUUCAAGUGACAUUUAAGGGUUUCUGAUACUAGAAACGACGUCUAGAAUAACAGGCUUCGGCAGGCACAUUAAGUGUAAAUAUUUCUUCCUUUUUCCAUUUAGGGUAAAUAAUGUAAUUGUUUUUUUCAAUUUUCUUCUCACAUCUCGUUUAGUUCAUUUUUGUAAAUAACAAUUCAGAAGGCUGCUGCAUUAUUUGAUUUGAUGAAAGAUGAACUACUACAUUUUAAGUCUAAUCUUGACCUUGGAUGUAGCCACAGUGGCUGUCAGUUUAUCAACAUGUAGUACGCUGGAUAUGGACCAGUUUAUGAAGAAGCGGAUAGAGGCGAUCAGAGGGCAGAUUCUGAGCAAGCUGAAGCUCACGAGCCCCCCUGAGAACUUUCCCGAGCCCGAGGAGGUGUCUCGGGACAUCGUCGCCAUCUAUAACAGCACACGGGACCUGUUGCAAGAAAAAGCCAACGAACGGGCAGCGACGUGCGAGCGCCAGCGGAGCGAGGAGGAGUACUACGCGAAGGAGGUGCACAAAAUCGACAUGCAGCCCUUCUAUCCCUCUGAAAACGUCAUUUCUCCCACCAACUACAACCCCUACUUCAGACGUUUGUCGUUUGACGUGUCGUCGCUGGAGCAGAACGCGUCCAGCCUGGUGAAGGCAGAGCUCCGACUGUUCCGCCUGCAGAACUCCAAGGCCCGCGUGGCGGAGCAACGCAUCGAGUUGUACCAGAUCCUGGGGCACAAGGACCUGACGUCGCCCACGCAGCGCUACAUAGACAGCAGGGUCGUUCGUACGCGCACCCACGGGGAGUGGCUCUCAUUUGAUGUCACUGAGGCCGUCAGUGAUUGGCUGCUUCACAGAGACAAAAACAGCGGGUUCAAGAUCAGCCUGCACUGCCCCUGCUGCACCUUCGUCCCAUCCAACAACUACAUCAUCCCCAACAAGAGCGAAGAGCUGGAGGCCCGCUUUGCAGGUAUCGACGACAGCUCCCUCCACAGCGGGGACCUGAAGGUGUUUAAGAAGCGUCGUCAUAGCGCCCAGGCUCCCCACCUCCUGAUGAUGCUGCUGCCAUCCUACCGGCUGGAGUCUCAGCACAAGAGCCACCGGUCCAAGAGGGCGCUGGAUGCUGCCUUCUGCUCCAGAAACGUGCAGGAUAACUGCUGCCUGCGAUCUCUCUACAUCGACUUCAAGAAGGACCUGGGCUGGCGCUGGAUCCAUGAGCCUAAAGGCUACAACGCUAACUUCUGCGCAGGGGCUUGUCCCUAUCUCUGGAGCGCCGACACCCAGCACUCCAAGGUGCUGGGUCUGUACAACACAAUCAACCCAGAGGCGUCGGCCUCCCCGUGCUGUGUGUCUCAGGACCUGGAGCCCCUCACCAUCCUUUACUACGUGGGCAAGGUGCCCAAGAUCGAGCAGCUGUCCAACAUGAUUGUCAAGUCCUGCAAGUGUAGCUAGGACACAUACGCACCACACACGUAUGCAACACACACGCACCACACACAAACACAUACCCCACACUAAACACACACCAC